GGCCGCCGCCGCCGCGAGGGCGCGGGGCAGACAAAGGAGGCAGACAAAGGCGAGCGCAGCCAGCGGCAGUGCGGGCGCCGGGCGAGGCGGGCCGGCUCCUCCCGGUAGCGGGAAGGAUGACCACGCUCACGCGGCAGGACCUCAACUUUGGCCAAGUGGUGGCCGACGUGCUCUGCGAGUUCCUGGAAGUGGCCGUGCACCUGAUUCUCUACGUGCGCGAGGUCUACCCGGUGGGCAUCUUCCAGAAGCGCAAGAAGUACAACGUGCCGGUCCAGAUGUCCUGCCACCCGGAGCUGAAUCAGUACAUCCAGGAUACACUGCACUGUGUCAAGCCGCUCCUGGAGAAGAAUGACGUGGAGAAAGUGGUGGUGGUGAUUUUGGAUAAAGAGCACCGCCCAGUGGAGAAGUUCGUCUUUGAGAUCACCCAGCCUCCCCUUCUGUCCAUCAGCUCAGACUCCCUGCUGUCCCACGUGGAACAGCUGCUCCGAGCCUUCAUCCUGAAGAUCAGCGUGUGUGAUGCCGUCCUGGACCACAACCCCCCAGGUUGUACCUUCACUGUCCUGGUGCACACGAGAGAAGCUGCCACCCGUAACAUGGAGAAGAUCCAGGUCAUCAAGGACUUCCCCUGGAUCCUGGCGGAUGAGCAGGACGUCCACAUGCACGACCCCCGGCUGAUACCUCUAAAGACCAUGACAUCGGACAUCUUAAAGAUGCAGCUUUAUGUGGAAGAGCGAGCUCAUAAAAGCAGCUGAGGGUGCCCCCACCACCCCACUGAGGCCAGGACUGUCAGGCUUCGGGGCGCCCGCCUCGGGCAGCGCUGAGGGCCACCCCGAUUCCAAGUGCUCUUAUUGCCUCUGUGAUGGGCUGCUGCCCUCCAGCCCGGGCCGCCGGGUCUGGGCACCUCACAGAGGCACCUCCCCAGGAGGGCAGUGGAGGAUUCUGGGACCGUGAUUCCUCAGCCUCUGGGGCUCCACCGGCCACACUGUCUGUCUCAAAUGCUGUGCUGUGAGUCGUUUCAAUAAAGGAGCCCCAAGGGCUGGGCUGA
Molecule: messenger RNA, 1045 nt
Organism: Carlito syrichta (Philippine tarsier)
Lineage: Eukaryota; Metazoa; Chordata; Mammalia; Primates; Tarsiidae
Gene: MAD2L2
Product: mitotic arrest deficient 2 like 2
Exons: 9
Coding region: 117-752 (211 amino acids)
Cellular component (GO): zeta DNA polymerase complex
Source: RefSeq, a predicted model, not a curated record